CUGCUUACUGUACAGUACUUCACAGACAGGGGAAUAUGAAAGAGAUUCCAUCCCGAAAUAGCACUUAUGUUAAUUUACUCAUUCAUCCCUAUCAAAGGUUUUCCACUUCCGUCUGUCUUUGGUCAUCUUCUUCACUGAGCCCCAGCUGAUGUCUUGAAGUGUAGUCCCCAUUGUUCUCUACCAUCGUGUUUGAAAUGACCUUUUGUCGUCUUGUUGGAUGUUACAGUAUUUCUGUCAUGAGUGUUACAACCUGCCAUUUUGUCUCUGUUCUCUGCUUCUGUCCUCAAAAUAUUCUGGGUUUUCUUACUUCUCCUGUCUCCAGGUGAUGGUCAUUGCUCUCUGUCCGUAUUGUGUUUUUAGAAUUACUUUUAAUUGUUUUAGGAGUAUUAUCUUCAGUAUUCCUGAGCCGGUCUUCUUCUUCUCCUCCUCUCAGGUGAUGGCCAGGAGGAAAGAGGGCUCUGGGAAGGUCAAGGUGCUGCUCCACUGGACUCCUGAGGACAUCCUGCCUGAUGUGUGGGUGAACGAGACGGAGCGUUCUCAGCUGAACACCAAAGUGGUUCACUUAUCCCAGCUACCACAGGACAGCGCCAUGCUGCUAGACCCCAACAUCUACAGAGCGUUACCACAGAAGCGGCUGAAGCGGAGUCUGUAAGGAUUCCUCUGUAGCUGUAGGGUUAGGAUUCCUCUGUAGCUGUAGGGUUAGAGUUCCUCUGUAGCUGUAGGGCUAGGAUUACUCUGUAGCUGUAGGGUUAGAGUUCCUCUGUAGCUGUAGGGUUAGGAUUCCUCUGUAGCUGUAGGGUUAGAGUUCCUCUGUAGCUGUAGGGUUAGAGUUCCUCUGUAGCUGUAGGGUUAGAGUUCCUCUGUAGCUGUAGUGCUAGGAUUACUCUGUAGCUGUAGGGUUAGAGUUCCUCUGUAGCUGUAGGGUUAGGAUUCCUCUGUAGCUGUAUGGUUAGAGUUCCUCUGUAGCUGUAGGGUUAGAGUUCCUCUGUAGCUGUAGGGUUAUGAUUCCUCUGUAGCUGUAGGGUUAGGAUUACUCUGUAGCUGUAGGGUUAGGAUUCCUCUGUAGCUGUAGGGUUAGAGUUUCUCUGUAGCUGUAGGGUUAGGAUUCCUCUGUAGCUGUAGGGUUAGAGUUCCUCUGUAGCUGUAGGGUUAGGAUUACUCUGUAGCUGUAGGGUUAGGAUUCCUCUGUAGCUGUAGGGUUAGAGUUUCUCUGUAGCUGUAGGGUUAUGGUCCCUCUGUAGCUGUAGGGUUAGGAUUACUCUGUAGCUGUAGGGUUAGAGUUACUCUGUAGCUGUAGGGUUAGGAUUACUCUGUAGCUGUAGGGUUAGAGUUCCUCUGUAGCUGUAGGGUUAGGGUUCCUCUGUAGCUGUAGGGUUAGAGUUCCUCUGUAGCUGUAGGGUUAGAGUUCCUCUGUAGCUGUAGGGUUAUGGUCCCUCUGUAGCUGUAGGGUUAGAGUUCCUCUGUAGCUGUAGGGUUAGGAUUACUCUGUAGCUGUAGGGUUAGGAUUACUCUGUAGGUGUAGGGUUAGGAUUACUCUGUAGCUGUAGGGUUAGGAUUACUCUGUAGCUGUAGGGUUAGGAUUACUCUGUAGCUGUAGGGUUAGGAUUACUCUGUAGCUGUAGGGUUAGGAUUACUCUGUAGCUGUAGGGAUAGGAUUCCUCUGUAGCUGUAGGGUUAUGGUCCCUCUGUAGCCGUAGGGUUAGAGUUCCUCUGUAGCUGUAGGGUUAGGAUUACUCUGUAGCUGUAGGGUUAGAGUUCCUCUGUAGCUGUAGGGUUAGAGUUCCUCUGUAGCUGUAGGGUUAGGAUUACUCUGUAGCUGUAGGGUUAGAGUUCCUCUGUAGCUGUAGGGUUAGAGUUCCCCUGUAGCUGUAGGGUUAGGAUUCCUCUGUAGCUGUAGGGUUAGAGUUCCUCUGUAGCUGUAGGGUUAGAGUUCCUCUGUAGCUGUAGGUUAGGAUUACUCUGUAGCUGUAGGGUUAGGAUUCCUCUGUAGCUGUAGGGUUAGGAUUACUCUGUAGCUGUAGGGUUAGGAUUACUCUGUAGCUGUAGGGUUAGGAUUACUCUGUAGCUGUAGGGUUAGGAUUACUCUGUAGCUGUAGGGUUAGGAUUACUCUGUAGCUGUAGGUUUGGGAUUACUCUGUAGCUGUAGGGUUAGGAUUACUCUGUAGCUGUAGGUUUGGGAUUCCUCUGUAGCUGUAUGGUUAGAGUUCCUCUGUAGCUGUAGGGUUAGAGUUCCUCUGUAGCUGUAGGGUUAGAGUUCCUCUGUAGCUGUAGGGUUAUGAUUCCUCUGUAGCUGUAGGGUUAGGAUUACUCUGUAGCUAUAGGGUUAGGAUUACUCUGUAGCUGUAGGGUUAGAGUUCCUCUGUAGCUGUAGGGUUAGAGUUCCUCUGUAGCUGUAGGGUUAGAGUUCCUCUGUAGCUGUAGGGUUAGAGUUCCUCUGUAGCUGUAGGGUUAGAAUUCCUCUGUAGCUGUAGGGUUAGAGUUCCUCUGUAGCUGUAGGGUUAGGAUUCCUCUGUAGCUGUAGGGUUAGAGUUCCUCUGUAGCUGUAGGGUUAGAGUUUCUCUGUAGCUUUAGGGUUAUGAUUCCUCUGUAGCUGUAGGGUUAGGAUUACUCUGUAGCUGUAGGGUUAUGGUCCCUCUGUAGCUGUAGGGUUAUGAUUCCUCUGUAGCUGUAGGGUUAGGGUUCCUCUGUAGCUGUAGGGUUAGAGUUCCUCUGUAGCUGUAGGGUUAUGGUCCCUCUGUAGCUGUAGGGUUAGGAUUACUCUGUAGCUGUAGGGUUAGAGUUCCUCUGUAGCUGUAGGGUUAUGGUCCCUCUGUAGCUGUAGGGUUAUGGUCCCUCUGUAGCUGUAGGGUUAGAGUUCCUCUGUAGCUGUAGGGUUAGAGUUCCUCUGUAGCUGUAGGGUUAGAGUUCCUCUGUAGCUGUAGGGUUAUGGUCCCUCUGUAGCUGUAGGGUUAGGAUUACUCUGUAGCUGUAGGGUUAGAGUUACUCUGUAGCUGUAGGGUUAGGAUUACUCUGUAGCUGUAGGGUUAGAGUUCCUCUGUAGCUGUAGGGUUAGGGUUCCUCUGUAGUUGUAGGGUUAGAGUUCCUCUGUAGCUGUAGGGUUAUGGUCCCUCUGUAGCUGUAGGGUUAGAGUUCCUCUGUAGCUGUAGGGUUAGGAUUCCUCUGUAGCUGUAGGGUUAGGAUUACUCUGUAGCUGUAGGGUUAGGAUUACUCUGUAGCUGUAGGGUUAGGAUUACUCUGUAGCUGUAGGGUUAGGAUUACUCUGUAGCUGUAGGGUUAGGAUUACUCUGUAGCUGUAGGGUUAGGAUUACUCUGUAGCUGUAGGGUUAGGAUUACUCUGUAGCUGUAGGGAUAGGAUUCCUCUGUAGCUGUAGGGAUAGGAUUCCUCUGUAGCUGUAGGGUUGUGGUCCCUCUGUAGCUGUAGGGUUAGAGUUCUUCUGUAGCUGUAGGGUUAGUAUUACUCUGUAGCUGUAGGGUUAGAGUUCCUCUGUAGCUGUAGGGUUAGAGUUCCUCUGUAGCUGUAGGGUUAGGAUGACUCUGUAGCUGUAGGGUUAGAGUUCCUCUGUAGCUGUAGGGUUAGAGUUCCUCUGUAGCUGUAGGGUUAGAGUUCCUCUGUAGCUGUAGGGUUAGGAUUCCUCUGUAGCUGUAGGGUUAGAGUUCCUCUGUAGCUGUAUGUUAGGAUUCCUCUGUAGCUGUAGGUUAGGAUUACUCUGUAGCUGUAGGGUUAGGAUUACUCUGUAGCUGUAGGGUUAGGAUUACUCUGUAGCUGUAGGGUUAGGAUUACUCUGUAGCUGUAGGGUUAGGAUUACUCUGUAGCUGUAGGGUUUGGGAUUACUCUGUAGCUGUAGGGUUAGGAUUACUCUGUAGCUGUAGGUUUGGGAUUCCUCUGUAGCUGUAUGGUUAGAGUUCCUCUGUAGCUGUAGGGUUAGAGUUCCUCUGUAGCUGUAGGGUUAGAGUUCCUCUGUAGCUGUAGGGUUAGAGUUCCUCUGUAGCUGUAGGGUUAGGAUUCCUCUGUAGCUGUAGGGUUAGGAUUACUCUGUAGCUGUAGGGUUAGGAUUACUCUGUAGCUGUAGGGUUAGAGUUCCUCUGUAGCUGUAGGGUUAGAGUACCUCUGUAGCUGUAGGGUUAGGAUUACUCUGUAGUUGUAGGGUUAGAGUUCCUCUGUAGCUGUAGGGUUAGAGUUCCUCUGUAGCUGUAGGUUUGGGAUUACUCUGUAGCUGUAGGGUUAGAGUUCCUCUGUAGCUGUAGGGUUAGAGUUCCUCUGUAGCUGUAGGGUUAGGAUUACUCUGUAGCUGUAGGGUUAGGAUUCCUCUGUAGCUGUAGGGUUAGAGUUCCUCUGUAGCUGUAGGGUUAGAGUUCCUCUGUAGCUGUAGGGUUAGAGUUCCUCUGUAGCUUUAGGGUUAGAGUUCCUCUCUAGCUUUAGGGUUAUGGUCCCUCUGUAGCUGUAGGGUUAGGAUUACUCUGUAGCUGUAGGGUUAGGAUUACUCUGUAGCUGUAGCUGUAGGGUUAGGAUUACUCUGUAGCUGUAGGGUUAGGAUUACUCUGUAGCUGUAGGGUUAGGAUUCCUCUGUAGCUGUAGGGUUAGGAUUACUCUGUAGCUGUAGGGUUAGGAUUCCUCUGUAGCUGUAGGGUUGGGAUUAUGUUGUAGGGUUAGGAUUCCUCUGUAGCUGUAGGGUUAGGAUUUCUCUGUAGCUGUAGGGUUAGGAUUCCUCUGUAGCUGUAGGGUUAGGAUUUCUCUGUAGCUGUAGGGUUAGGAUUCCUCUGUAGCUGUAGGGUUAGGAUUACUCUGUGGAUGUAGGGUUAGGAUUACUCUGUGGAUGUAGGGUUAGGAUUACUCUGUGGAUGUAGGGUUAGGAUUCAUCUGUGGAUGAAGGACUAAAGAAGGAAACCCCUGCUCUUAGGAUGUGUCUACCUCUUCAUUUGUCAUUCCUUGAAAGGAGGAGAGGAGAAGAAGAGACCUUGGAUAGAGAGACGUUCCACCGUCUUUCCGUCUUUCCUUGUGUUUUAAACCCACAGCUGCAUCAGUCUGCAGUGAAACCAUUUUAAAUGGUUCAGUUAUUUAAAUGUGUUUGUGUUAUAUUAAAUUGCUAAACUUGAAA
Salvelinus fontinalis (brook trout) is the source of this 5096-nucleotide messenger RNA. RefSeq names its product zinc finger protein AEBP2-like. The coding region runs from base 218 to 652 and encodes 144 amino acids. NCBI's taxonomy places the organism in Eukaryota, Metazoa, Chordata, Actinopteri, Salmoniformes, Salmonidae. The transcript has 4 exons. Gene Ontology annotation, biological process: regulation of transcription by RNA polymerase II. Gene Ontology annotation, cellular component: ESC/E(Z) complex. The record is from RefSeq and is a predicted model, not a curated record.